CCCCCAUCCCAUCUCUAUAUAAUCUUCCUCCAACCUUCUCUCCGCUCGCUCAGGAUUCCUAAAAGUUCUCCGUCUUUCAAAAAAGAGAAAGCAAGAAGCUCUUCUUCUUAGCUCUCCGAUUUUCUGUUCAAACUUUCUGAUUUUCGGUAGGCAACGAAGUAUUUUUUGAGUAAGUAAUGGCGGAUGUGCAGAUGGGUGAAGCCGAGACUUUUGCAUUCCAGGCUGAGAUCAACCAGCUUUUGAGCUUGAUCAUCAAUACUUUCUACAGCAACAAGGAGAUAUUCCUUCGAGAGUUGAUCAGCAAUGCCUCCGAUGCCUUGGACAAGAUCCGCUUCGAGAGCUUGACUGACAAGAGCAAGCUUGAUGCCCAACCGGAGCUCUUCAUCCGGCUGGUGCCCGAUAAGGUCAACAAAACUCUCUCCAUCAUCGACAGCGGCGUUGGCAUGACCAAAGCAGAUUUGGUGAACAAUUUGGGGACAAUUGCAAGGUCUGGUACAAAGGAGUUUAUGGAGGCGUUGCAGGCAGGGGCUGAUGUGAGCAUGAUUGGACAAUUUGGUGUUGGUUUCUAUUCUGCAUACCUUGUUGCAGAGAAAGUCAUUGUUACCACCAAGCACAAUGACGACGAGCAGUACAUCUGGGAAUCACAAGCCGGUGGCUCCUUCACUGUUACGAGGGAUACCUCUGGUGAGCAACUUGGCAGAGGCACCAAGAUCACCCUCUUCCUCAAGGACGACCAGUUGGAAUACCUAGAGGAAAGGAGAAUUAAGGACCUUGUGAAGAAGCACUCAGAAUUCAUUAGUUAUCCAAUUUACCUCUGGACUGAGAAAACAAUUGAGAAGGAAAUCAGUGACGAUGAGGAGGAUGAGCCCAAGAAAGAAGAGGAAGGCGACGUGGAGGAUGUUGACGAGGACAAGGAGGAGACGAAGGAUAAGAAGAAGAAGAAGAUCAAGGAAGUCUCUCAUGAGUGGCAGCUUAUCAACAAACAGAAGCCCAUCUGGUUGCGCAAGCCAGAGGAGAUUACCAAGGAUGAAUAUGCCUCUUUCUACAAGAGCUUGACCAAUGAUUGGGAGGAUCACCUUGCAGUCAAGCACUUCUCUGUGGAAGGCCAGCUUGAAUUCAAAGCUAUUCUCUUUGUUCCGAAGAGGGCUCCAUUUGAUCUCUUUGACAGCCGCAAAAAGCCCAACAACAUCAAGCUGUAUGUGAGAAGGGUAUUCAUUAUGGACAACUGUGAGGAACUCAUUCCUGAGUACCUGAGCUUCGUCAAGGGAGUGGUUGAUUCUGAUGACUUGCCACUUAACAUCUCCCGUGAGAUGUUGCAGCAGAACAAGAUUCUCAAGGUCAUUAGGAAGAAUCUCGUUAAGAAAUGCAUUGAGAUGUUCAAUGAGAUUGCUGAGAACAAAGAGGACUACGACAAGUUCUAUGAAGCUUUCUCGAAGAACCUUAAAUUGGGCAUGCACGAGGACAGCCAGAACAGGGCUAAAUUGGCUGAUCUGCUACGGUACUACUCAACCAAGAGCGGUGACGAGCUGACAAGUCUCAAGGAUUACGUGACCAGGAUGAAGGAGGGCCAGAAGGAUAUCUACUACAUCACUGGUGAAAGCAAGAAAGCCGUUGAGAAUUCUCCCUUCCUGGAACGACUCAAGAAGAAGGGCUAUGAGGUGCUGUUCAUGGUGGAUGCAAUUGAUGAGUAUGCUGUCGGACAGUUGAAGGAAUAUGAUGGCAAGAAGCUGGUCUCUGCUACCAAGGAGGGCCUGAAACUAGAUGAUGACAGUGAAGAGGAGAAGAAGAAAAAAGAGGAAAAGAAGAAGUCCUUUGAGGAUCUUUGCAAGGUCAUCAAGGACAUUCUUGGAGACAAGGUUGAGAAGGUGGUGGUGUCGGACAGAAUAGUCGACUCUCCAUGCUGUUUGGUGACUGGCGAGUAUGGAUGGACGGCAAACAUGGAAAGGAUCAUGAAGGCCCAGGCCCUGAGAGACACAAGCAUGAGCUCCUACAUGUCUAGCAAGAAGACCAUGGAGAUAAACCCUGACAACGGCAUUAUGGAAGAGCUGAGGAAGAGAGCCGAGGCUGACAAGAAUGACAAGUCAGUCAAGGAUCUUGUGCUGUUGCUCUUUGAGACAGCUCUUCUGACUUCGGGCUUCAGUUUGGAUGAUCCCAAUACAUUUGCCGCAAGAAUCCAUAGGAUGUUAAAAUUGGGGCUUAGCAUUGAGGAGAGUGAUGAUGCCGGUGAUGAUGCUGACAUGCCAGCACUGGAGGAAGACGGGGACGAGGAAAGCAAGAUGGAGGAGGUUGAUUGACUUGGCACAGACGGGGGCACUUCAAUUUUUUGUUCAAAGGGAACCAACCAUAUGGGAAGUUUUUAGUUCACUCCGAGAGGACCCAAUGAAAGCUCGUUUGUCCACUGCCUGCGAUUUUUUUUUUCUUUGGGGGUAGCAAUCUGAUCUAGUCUUUUGGGUAUUUUCUUUUUUUCUCUCUUUUUUUUUUUCCCCUAAAACAAGAAGGUGUAUGGUACAGAUCUUAACGUUACUUUUGUUUGUGGUCAGACAUUAAUGCAGCUUAUAAUCUUUUGGGUCCUC
This is a messenger RNA of Coffea eugenioides, 2573 nucleotides long. RefSeq names its product heat shock protein 83. NCBI's taxonomy places the organism in Eukaryota, Viridiplantae, Streptophyta, Magnoliopsida, Gentianales, Rubiaceae. The transcript is spliced from 3 exons. Gene Ontology annotation, molecular function: ATP hydrolysis activity; ATP binding; ATP-dependent protein folding chaperone. The record is from RefSeq and is a predicted model, not a curated record. Gene Ontology annotation, biological process: protein stabilization; protein folding; cellular response to heat. The coding region runs from base 177 to 2294 and encodes 705 amino acids. Gene Ontology annotation, cellular component: cytosol; plasma membrane; perinuclear region of cytoplasm.